This is a messenger RNA of Cryptotermes secundus, 1532 nucleotides long. Its product is annotated as natural killer cells antigen CD94-like. Lineage: Eukaryota; Metazoa; Arthropoda; Insecta; Blattodea; Kalotermitidae. The record is from RefSeq and is a predicted model, not a curated record. Bases 585 to 1211 code for a protein of 208 amino acids. The transcript is spliced from 4 exons.
CAGUCUGUUAAGGUAUGCAUCUUUUUCCUGUUUGUUUUAAUACUUGUCUCUCAACUCUGAAUCAAGACUCUUAAAAUAGUAGUCCAGCAGUCUAGCCGCCUGCUUGGCAAGGAGCCCACAUCUCUACCCUCUCUUCUUUACCGCCAGUAACCAAACACACAAACAUGCUUCUUACAUAUCUGUUAGUCUGCCUCCUUUCAUUCAGUGUUUAGUACACAUGCCAGGCAGACACACAACACGUGAACUCACACAACAGACGCUAUGUUCCUCACAACAAGUACCUAGAAAUAAUUAAGUUUUAUACCUCAUUAUAUUUUCCACUAUUUCCUAACUUCAAGAACUGAAUUAUUUUUAAUGACACACUAUCAAAUGUAUUUACUGUCAAAGAAAUGUUUCAGAAUUUGUUCUAAGAAUGUGUUAACAUUUAUUAGUCAGUGCAACAAACAUUUAAACAAGUGACUCAAUAUUGCUAAAUUCGCACUGUAGUGAUGUAACAAAACGGUUUUAUUAUCUUUCAUUAUUAUAUAUGUGUAAAUUCUUAUUCAAACCAACUAAACAUAAGAGUGGGUGCAGCAGUUUCCAUCAUGCGGCUCUGGAUAUUAUUGGUACUUGGUGUGUGCUUCAGUACAGCAAUAAAAUGCAGAUUUCAAUAUCAUUUCAUCUGUCACAGGGUAUUUCAGUAUACAGGUGUCGAUGAAGACGACAUGAAAAAGACAUAUAUCUGUCCACCAGACUUUGUUCGUAAUGGUAACAGUUGCUAUUUCUUCAGCACUCAUAUGGCAACAUGGCAAGAGGCCCACUUUGCAUGUAAAGAUAAGGACAGUGAGCUGGCAAGGUUGGAAAAAGGUUGGGAAGAUCGAAACAUGAGAAGUUACCUCAAUAAACCUGAGUUAGCCCGUUUAGAACGCUGGAUAGGAGGAAUAUACAACUGGGAGACCAAACGAUGGGUUUGGGGAGCAACGGGAAGACGUCUCAGUUACCAGGGAUUUUCUCGCCGUUCCCCGACAGAAGACCCGAGCUGGCACUGUAUUGUCAUGGAUCCACUCAUGAUGUACAAAUGGGGAACACGGAGUUGUGUUCAUCGCAAACAUUACAUCUGCGAAAAGCCUUUGCAAACGGUAAUGGUACCAGAAGACAACACACUCAGGCAACACACUGUAAGGCGGUCACACAGAAGACGAAGACCCCAGUUACAACAAGUUCGGCACUAAAAGACUACUUUAAGGUUUAAAGAAGUAAAAUAAUUAAAUGAUGACAUUGAAGCCUGAGUAUUUUGAAACAUGAUAGGAACUCUUCAGUAACAUUUUUAUCGUAUCGUGUAUAAAAUAAGUUUUGAUACACAGAUAAUUUGUUAGGAAGUCCAUAUUAGCAGUCCUCAUAAAUUAUACCACAUACACACUGCCCUAACAUGUGUAGUUCUUAUAUGGUCUAAUAUGUACUAUGACAUGAAAUUCAAUACAUCUACGUGUAAUCAGUCUGUUAUUGAGUUAUAACUAUAAGUGGGAUCAAUAAAAUAUUUUUCUGUACAGUCA